Molecule: messenger RNA, 2713 nt
Organism: Sceloporus undulatus (fence lizard)
Lineage: Eukaryota; Metazoa; Chordata; Lepidosauria; Squamata; Phrynosomatidae
Gene: RHOG
Product: ras homolog family member G
Exons: 2
Coding region: 619-1194 (191 amino acids)
Biological process (GO): small GTPase-mediated signal transduction; establishment or maintenance of cell polarity; actin filament organization
Cellular component (GO): cytoplasmic vesicle; plasma membrane; cell projection
Molecular function (GO): protein kinase binding; GTPase activity; GTP binding
Source: RefSeq, a predicted model, not a curated record
CACAAACUCAUUGCGUCGAAAGAGUGUUUUGUCACCUCUGCAGCGAAGUUGCGUUCGUGAGAAGUAACGCUUUUUAGAAACGGUCAAGAAAUGUGAAAUCGAAGGCUUUCAUGGCAGACGGCAUCCAUAGUUUCUUGUAGGUUUUCAGGCAAAAUGUGGCCCUGUUCUAGAAGGGUUUCUUCCUGACGUUUCGCCGGCAGCAUCUGUGGCUUUGGCAUCUUCAGGGAAUUGCAGAAACGGCUCAAGGUUCAAGCGGACAGCUUUGUGUUGAAAGGCAAGACAACCUUUUAAAAGAGUGAAACAUAUCUCAAAUUGUGGCGUCUUUUCCCUUGUGGCCCAAGGGCUCUCCACUUGGAAGAGUAAUGUUUCCUGACUGAGUCUCUCUUGUCAUUCCUGGAAGCCUAGUUGUGCCUCUCUUUUAGAUCAUGGUUUCGGAAGGACUGCCGCUGACCCCAGAGUUCCUCAAUUCAGGCCGGUGUUUUCUGUGCAGUUCAAGAAGAAGCCAAAGAGGAAGCAAAGGGGGAGAAGGGAGAGGCCGCCGCCGCCGCCGCUGCUAGCUUUGCAAGCGCCAGGAGAGAUACGCCUGAAACGGGUGCGAGAGACGGGGCGCCUGCGGAGAUGCAGAGCAUCAAGUGUGUGGUGGUGGGCGACGGGGCGGUGGGCAAGACCUGCCUCCUGAUCUGCUACACGACCAACGCCUUCCCCAACGAGUACAUCCCCACCGUCUUCGACAACUACAGUGCCCAGAACACGGUGGACGGACGGACGAUCAACCUGAACCUGUGGGACACAGCGGGCCAGGAGGAGUACGACCGCCUCCGGACCCUCUCCUACCCACAGACCAAUGUCUUCAUCAUCUGCUUCUCCAUCGCCAGCCCUUCCUCCUACGAGAACGUCAAGCACAAGUGGUACCCAGAGGUCUGCCACCACUGUCCGGACGUGCCCAUCCUCCUCGUGGGCACCAAGAAGGACCUCCGGAGCAACCCGGAGGCCGUGAAGAAGCUGAAGGAGCAGAAUCAGCUGCCCAUCACCCCGCAGCAAGGGGCGGCUCUGUCCAAGCAGAUCCAUGCGGUCAAGUACAUGGAGUGCUCGGCCCUCAACCAGGAGGGCAUCAAGGACGUCUUCACUGAGGCCGUCCGGGCGGUUCUGAACCCAGCUCCAGCCAAACCCAAGAAAGUCUGCGUCCUCUUGUGAAGGAGGGCUAUUCUGCUGCUCUCCACAGAACGCUGUUGAUCCGGCAGAAGGAUUUUGGCCCACGAGGGGCUCAGAAAAGGGUGGAUCGCCUCCCUUCACCUUCUACCUUGGCCGAAUCUGGGAUCAUCCCCACCCCACCUGGCUUUCUCUGUGUCUUCCUCUGCCCAGACUUUGCUCCCUUUUAAUUCAGGAAUUACCCAGACGCUCAGGGUGUCAACAAAACUGAAAACCAGGAAAAAAUCACUAAGGCACUAAUCCAGUUUAGGCUUUUGGUUCGACAUCACGGUCCUUUGCUGUAGGAGAGCCAGAUGUCCCCAUUCCUGUUUGGUUGUCAGAAACUCGUUUCUGCCCCACUCCUGCAACUGAAAGGACAUUAUUUUAUUAUUCCAAAACCCAUCACUCUUAUUAUUUGCUAACGUAUCCAAGAAUUUGGGAAGUUGAAGGGUUUCAUGGCCGGCAACCAUUGUUUUUUGUGGGUUUUUUGGGCUAUGGGGCCAUGUUUUAGAAGAGUUUAUUCCUGAUGUUUUGCCAGCAUCCGUGGAUGGCAUCUUCAGAGAAUGGAGAACAUGGCCACAUAGCCUGAAAAACCCACAAAAAAAAAACACUAUAUCCAAGAAAUUGCUCGGCAGACAGGACGCCUCAGGAGAGAGCAAGCAAGGAGAGGAGGCCAAGGAAGGCCAAGCCAUCUGCUCCAAUGGAGGUUGUCCUCUGGCGUCCAGAUGCGGGUCUUGUAGGAGGCUGCCUUGCACUGGGUGGUCAGCAAGGCCCUGGGGCCGGAUGGGAAGAGACUGCUCACCGGGCCGGACUGAAAUGGCCACCUGUGCAAUUCCAGCUUGGAAAGAGACAGCUGUCAACAGCAUUGAACUUCGGAAGGCUUUCCUCUUCUCUCCAGGAAGAGCCUUGGUGGACUUGAAUUUGCUUUACUGGAGCUCAUCGGAUUCCAGGGAUCCCCUCACGUUCCCAUGCUGAUCCUUUCCUGCCUUUCUCAGAGUAGACCCCUUGCUGCUUCACCCAGAAUCCCUCCCUGCCUUAUCGAUCUGCUGUCAUACACAGCAACCUGUUUCCAUCGCAAGGACCGAGCCUCUGUUUGUGCAGAUGUACGUUCAAAUCGCCUGCCGAUUUAUGGAAACCCCACAGAUUUUUCAUAGGGUCUUCUUAGGCAAAGGAAUCCCACUCAGAGAUGGUUUUGCCAGUUCCUUCCACUGCUUGCAGAGCCUGGGAUUCCUUAGCAGUCUCCUAUCCAAACACUAGCCAGGCCUGACCUUGCUUAGCGCCCAUCAUCAGGGGGAAUUUGGGGCCUUUAGGGGAUUUAGACUAUGUGUGCCAAUGUGCCUUCAAGUCACCUGUCGACCUAUGGACUUCAAAAGGUUUCCGUAUGCAAGGAAAAAGUCGAAGGUGGUUUUGCCAAUUCCCUCUUCUGAAACAGAGCCAACAGCACCUGGCAUUCUUCGGUGGUCUCCCACCCAAGGGCUAACCAAGAUUGACCCUCCUUAGCUUCCAAGAUCAGAUGGGACCUGAU